Molecule: messenger RNA, 417 nt
Organism: Lactuca saligna
Lineage: Eukaryota; Viridiplantae; Streptophyta; Magnoliopsida; Asterales; Asteraceae
Source: the annotation of a GenBank genome assembly
AUGACCGAAAAAGUCGAUAAACUAAUUAUUGACGCUCGUGAGCUCAUAGAGAAAUUUCAAAGUUCAUUUGAGUCUAGCACUGCGACGGCUAAUGAACUUAUAUCUAUCCUGGGCUCCACUCUCAAAAUAGAAAAGGCGAAACUUGAACAACUUCACACUAGUAUUCAAACUGACCGUGCUGAGUUAAAUUCCUUCAUUUCCUCGAAGAUCACAAAGCUUCAGGAGGACUUAGCUACUGAGAGUAAAAUCAUGGAUGCUCUUGCUAUAAAGACUGAAAAGGUGAAAGUCUUAACGGUCAAGUUAGAGAAUGCUGAGAAACGAGUCAAUGAUCUGCUAUCAGAAAAACCGGUUAUGAAAAGUUGUAUAGCAGAUGUGAAGCUCUACCUUCCGACAUCAUUGAGACUCGUGACUCGAUGA